Hippocampus comes (tiger tail seahorse) is the source of this 2054-nucleotide messenger RNA. RefSeq names its product solute carrier family 7 member 6 (gene slc7a6). Gene Ontology annotation, biological process: amino acid transmembrane transport. The transcript is spliced from 10 exons. NCBI's taxonomy places the organism in Eukaryota, Metazoa, Chordata, Actinopteri, Syngnathiformes, Syngnathidae. Gene Ontology annotation, cellular component: membrane. The coding region runs from base 187 to 1638 and encodes 483 amino acids. The record is from RefSeq and is a predicted model, not a curated record. Gene Ontology annotation, molecular function: L-amino acid transmembrane transporter activity.
ACGUCACAGUAUCGCUGCAAACCAGUUGCCUCCAGGUGCCGGUAGUGAUGCACUCGAACUCUGCGGACGCCGGCUGUCAGACUUCAUUUGGAGUAGGAGGUCGCUCAGCUCCCUGCAGAGGUCACCACCGCUGAACCUCAACUGACCCCAGCCAGCGCCAUCAAGUUGGACCAGGAAGCCUCCACAAUGACGUCAAUUAACGGCGCAUUGGCGGGGCCCCCCAAGGAGAGCAUGCAGUUGAAGAAGGAGAUCUCCCUCCUGAAUGGUGUCAGCCUCAUCGUGGGCAACAUGAUUGGAUCAGGCAUCUUCGUGUCCCCCAAAGGCGUGCUCUUCUACAGCGCUUCCUACGGUUUGUCGCUGGUCAUCUGGGCGGCCGGUGGUCUGUUCUCGGUGGUGGGAGCGCUGUGCUAUGCCGAGCUGGGCACCACCAUCACCAAGUCGGGGGCGUCGUACGCGUACAUCCUGGAGUCCUUCGGUGGCUUCCUGGCCUUCGUGCGCCUGUGGACCAGCCUGCUGAUCAUCGAGCCCACCAGCCAGGCCGUCAUCGCCAUCACCUUCGCCAACUACCUGGUGCAACCUCUAUUCCCCACGUGCGAGCCGCCCUACGCCGCCUCACGCCUCAUCGCCGCCGCAUGCAUAUGCCUCCUCACCUUCAUCAAUUCGGCUUAUGUGAAAUGGGGCACCCGCGUGCAGGACCUGUUCACCUACGCCAAGGUCGCCGCCCUCAUCGUCAUCAUCAUCACAGGCAUUGUCAAGUUGUUCCAAGGUUACACUGGCAACUUCGAGUCGUCCUUCCAAGGCUCCACCACAGACGCCGGCAACAUCGCUCUGGCGCUCUAUUCGGCCCUCUUUUCCUACUCAGGCUGGGACACUCUCAACUUUGUCACUGAGGAGAUCAAAGACCCCGAAAGGAACCUUCCUCUGGCCAUCGCCAUCUCCAUGCCCAUCGUCACCACCAUCUACAUACUCACCAACGUGGCCUACUACGCCGUGCUGGACAUGAGCGCCAUAUUGGCAAGUGACGCCGUGGCCGUGACUUUUGCAGACCACGCGUUAGGCAUGAUGAGCUGGACCAUCCCCAUCGCCGUGGCACUGUCCUGCUACGGUGGCCUCAACGCCUCCAUCAUUGCCGCGUCCAGGUUAUUUUUUGUGGGUUCCCGUGAGGGCCACCUUCCCGACGCCCUGUCCAUGAUCCACACGGAGAGAUUCACUCCCAUCCCCGCUCUCAUCUUCAACUGCUUGAUGUCGCUGAUCUACUUGACGGUGGAGGAUGUCUUCCAGCUCAUCAACUACUACAGCUUCAGCUACUGGUUCUUCAUGGGCUUGUCCAUCGUGGGACAGAUCUACCUGAGGUGGAAGGAACCGCAACGACACAGACCGCUCAAGCUGAGCCUGUUGUACCCGCUAGUGUUCUGCAUGUGCACCAUUUUCCUGGUGGCCGUGCCGCUCUACAGCGACACGCUCAACUCCCUGAUCGGCAUCGCCAUCGCCCUGUCGGGGUUGCCCGUCUACUUCUUGGGCGUUUACCUGCCCGAGUCCAAGCGCCCACCUGUCAUCACCAAGCUGCUGCGUUCUGUGACCCGCUGCACUCAGUACACGUGCUUCUGCGUUGUCACCGAGUCAGACAAGAGUGAGUAAAGAGACUCCACCAGCACAGUCCCGAUGCAUAAUGGUGAAACAAGAAACAAAGAGGUCUGUCUUCUUCUUGUUGAAACUUUGACUACUUUUGCGGAAUCAAGCGGGAAAAUAGUGCACUUACGUUUCUUCUUUUUAUUUAUUUACCAUUGACGCCAACGACUUGCCUUGCGGCUUCUCUUCAAGCGGUUUUCUUUGCUGUGUGUACUCAUCCAAUGAUAGUGUUCUUGUAACUUUGUAACCUGUGGGACACGGUUAACAGGUUUCAGGAUUCAUUCAGGUCAAGUUCAACGAUGCCUGCCAGACAAAUGCACUUUUUGAGCGCUUUGAUGCAACAUACACAAUAGGAACUGCUGAGGAGGAAAAAAAAACUCUUGUAUUACCGGUAUAUUGUUUAAUAAUAUAUAAACAUUGUCCCU